AUGAGGCCGCUCGACGAGAAGGAGACCACGAUGGUCUUCGAGAAGCUCUUCAAGUUCACGGGCCCCAACCUGAAGCACCUCCUGGAGCGGCCCUCGGCGGAGGGCCCCGACGCGGAGCCGGGCCGCUACUGCCUGCGCCUCCACAAGAACCGCGUCUUCUACGCCUCCGAGUCGCUGGUCCGCCGCGCCACCGCCGUGUCCCGCGUCCGCCUCGCCGGGGUCGGCACGCCCAUCGGCAAGUUCACCCACGGCGGCGCCUUCCACCUCACCGUGCACGCGCUCGACCUCCUCGCCGCGCACGCGCGCCGCCGCGUCUGGCUCAAGCCCGACACCGAGCGCUCCUUCCUCUUCGGCAACUCGGUGCCCAAGUCCGCGCUCGCGCGCAUCACCGAGAACACCAAGUCGGGCGACGGCGUCGUCGUCAUGUCCAUGGCCGACGUGCCGCUCGGGUUCGGGGUCGCCGCCAGGGGCGCGCAGGACUGCAGGAAGGCCGACACCAACGCCGUGGUGGUCUUGCACCAGUCGGACGCCGGCGAGUACCUCCGCAAGGAGGAGGAGCUCAUGUGAGGUGAGGCUUGGGUGUUGUUACUGGUUGUUGAUCAUAUGAGUGAAUUUUGUAGGGACCGAAUGUCUUGCUACUUGUACGAUGCUUCAUGCCUAUGGCAUUUCCAUGUACUGAAUUGGUUAUAUUAUGAGAUGAGAUGGUUGCCAAUUUA
Lolium rigidum is the source of this 716-nucleotide messenger RNA. RefSeq names its product 60S ribosome subunit biogenesis protein NIP7 homolog. The record is from RefSeq and is a predicted model, not a curated record. Gene Ontology annotation, cellular component: nucleolus; preribosome, large subunit precursor; nucleus. The transcript has a single exon. NCBI's taxonomy places the organism in Eukaryota, Viridiplantae, Streptophyta, Magnoliopsida, Poales, Poaceae. Gene Ontology annotation, molecular function: RNA binding. Gene Ontology annotation, biological process: ribosome assembly; ribosomal large subunit biogenesis. The coding region runs from base 1 to 567 and encodes 188 amino acids.